AUGGUGCAGCAAGAUCCCUCCGAAGUGACUCAGCUGGUCCACGCUUUAAAGACAGCUCAAGGCCCAAAGUCCGGCGGAAAGAAAUUCGCAUGCAAAAAGUCAACAUUCCCCGUGGCAGGAUCGGACAUCACGGUUGACUCGUGGAAGUUUCGCGACUGGGACUACAAGCGGGAUGACCUUCCAACCUACGCGCGCGGCCUCUUCACCACCAAAACCAGAAAGGGUGCUAACGAAAUCGCCAUUCGUGGAUACGACAAGUUUUUCAAUGUCGAUGAAGUGAAUUCGACCAAAUGGGAAAAUAUCCAAAAGAAUACCAUUGGGCCAUAUGAACUGAGCGUCAAGGAGAAUGGCUGCAUCAUAUUCAUGUCGGGUCUCGAGGACGGCACACUGCUAGUGUGCAGUAAGCACUCUACUGGUGCAAGGCAGGAUGCUGACCUCAGUCACGCCAUUGCAGGAGAGAAAUGGGUGAGGAGGCAUGUCGAAUCUGUCGGAAAAACUGAACGAGAACUGGCAUUGGAGCUGCGAAGAAUGAACGCCACGGCAGUAGGGGAGUUGUGUGAUGAUCAAUUUGAGGAACAUGUUCUAGAGUACGGCGAGGAUGCCGCUGGAAUCUAUCUCCAUGGCAUAAACUACAACGUGCCCUUCUUUGCCACCCUUUCUAGCGCGGAAGUGCAUCAAUUUGCUGACAAGUGGGGAUUCAAAAGAGCCGAGUUUGUGAUAAAAAAUGAUCUUUCGGAGGUUCGAACUUUCUUAGAACAAUGCGCAGAGACUGGCUCAUGGGAUGGAAGAGAUACUGAAGGCUUUGUGAUCCGCUGCAAGUCCCGUGAAGCUCAAUCGGGCCCUUAUGUUGACUGGUUCUUCAAAUACAAGUUCGAGGAGCCAUAUCUCAUGUACCGGCAAUGGCGUGAGUGCACCAAAGCGGUUAUUGCAGGAAGAGCGCCCAGAUAUAGAAAACAUGUGAAAAUCACUGAAGAGUAUUUGCAAUACGCCCGGAGGCAGCUGCAAAGGGACCCGGAGAUUGGAAAGCUUUAUGCCCAUAACCAUGGAAUAAUUGCGAUGAGGGAAGGUUUUCUCAAAGAAAGAGGCCUGAAAGGCUCAGAAAUAAUAGCCAUGGAAGCCGCUGAAGGAGACGUUGCGCCUCCCACUUCACAGAACAUUGUCCUUGUCCCAGUGGCUUCUAUUGGCUGUGGAAAGACGACCGUUGCGCUUGCACUUGCGCGCCUAUUUGGCUGGGGUCACAUUCAAAAUGAUAACAUUCAGGGAAAAGAACGCCCAAAAAAAUUCGCUCAAGGAAUCCGUCGUUCACUGCUUGACCACAAGGCCGUCAUUGCAGAUCGCAACAAUCAUCAGAAGCGGGAAAGAAGACAAAUUAUUGACGAUGUUCGCUCAAUAGUGCCCGAAGCCCGUUUUGUCGCUCUCCAUUAUGUCCACGAGCCUAAAGGCAGGUUGAUAUCUACCAUCAGGAAAGUGACCCGUCAACGAGUGCUUGAGCGAGGGGAUAAUCAUCAGACAAUUCGUGCUGGGAGCAAAUCUCCAGACGAAAUCAUAGGGAUUAUGGAAGGAUUUCUUAACCGCUUUGAGGCUGUGGAUCCCGACCAUGAGCCAGAUAUCAACUUCGAUGAGGUGAUUGACCUGGAUAUCGCAUUGUCUUCGCGAGAAAAUCUUGACACGGUAGUCUCCGCCCUUUACAACAUAUACCCAAGACUAUUUGACAGACCUAAGCCGUCCGCCUCUGAGCUUGAUGAGGCUAUUGAGGCAGCUAUAAAGAAUUAUGCUGUCGAUCUUAAGCACGACCUGAGCUUUGGCGGCUCGAGGAAUCGAGGCCCACAGCAAGGUCCAAGCCACGAGGUUCAACAUCAACAGAAUACCAUAGGCGGGAAACCGGUUAGUAAUCUCCUCAAAAAGAUUGAAUACUUCCGUAUAUCCCUUCCGCACUCAACAGUAAACAACCUCGUCGCAUCUCUCUUCCCCCCUAGCACACCAGCCGAAAAAUCCAAACUAUAUAACCACCUCAAAAACUCCCGCCGCAUCCAGCCCUCCUUCCACGUCACAUUAAUACACAGGGCCAGCAGCACAGAACAGUCAAAUAUCUGGGAGCAAUACAAAGAGCUCUACAAAAAAGCCCUGGACAAACAGCUCCAAAAUCCCGAUGGCAAUGCAAGACGGCAAAACCCUCCCCUUGGCGCGGCGCGCGUCCGCCUUGAGCGCCUAGUCUGGAAUGACAGGAUCAUGGCCUUUGUCGCGCGGAUCAUGCCGGUCGACCACCAGGAGCCGCUCAAUUCAGAUAUCCCGACGGACAUGGAUUCGUGGGCGUGUGCCAAUGCGAUUGCACAUGUCACCGUCGGAACUGUCGCGCCCAACGUCAAGCCGAAGGAGAGUAACGACUUGUUGAAAGUCUACAUGGAGCAUGGGGCAAAUGAGGGGACGGGAAUUAUGGAAGCUGAGAUUGGUUCGAUGCAGGUGUUGGAUGGGACGGUGGGAGUGGUGUUGAGUUGA
Molecule: messenger RNA, 2496 nt
Organism: Uncinocarpus reesii 1704
Lineage: Eukaryota; Fungi; Ascomycota; Eurotiomycetes; Onygenales; Onygenaceae
Exons: 1
Coding region: 1-2496 (831 amino acids)
Biological process (GO): tRNA splicing, via endonucleolytic cleavage and ligation
Cellular component (GO): nuclear inner membrane
Molecular function (GO): RNA ligase (ATP) activity; ATP binding; GTP-dependent polyribonucleotide 5'-hydroxyl-kinase activity
Source: RefSeq, a predicted model, not a curated record